This is a messenger RNA of Portunus trituberculatus (swimming crab), 1269 nucleotides long. RefSeq names its product protein prenyltransferase alpha subunit repeat-containing protein 1-like (gene temp). Gene Ontology annotation, cellular component: cytoplasm. Gene Ontology annotation, molecular function: protein prenyltransferase activity. Lineage: Eukaryota; Metazoa; Arthropoda; Malacostraca; Decapoda; Portunidae. The transcript has 6 exons. Bases 1 to 1269 code for a protein of 422 amino acids. The record is from RefSeq and is a predicted model, not a curated record. Gene Ontology annotation, biological process: protein prenylation.
AUGUCAGUACACUCCCUAGACCUGGCAACCCUGGCCCGAGCAGAGGGCUUCACCACCAGCACCACCACGCCUCCACCAUGUAAACAAAUGGCAACACUCCCUCAACACUUGCAACACGGAUAUAAGCAACACAACCAAGAGAUGGAGGAAGCCACCUGUGAAAGGAUAAUCAAAAAGCUAGACUCUCUCAUCAGGCAGGACCCUUUAAUGGAUGAGUUUGACAUUGUGUUCUCUCCGGGUGAGGUGAAUCGGUCCCCUGUAGUGAGUGUGGAGCACAAGCUUGGCCUUGAAUCAUGGUGCUUGAAGCAUGUGUACGCCCAUGGUCAUGCCAACAUCCUCAAGACUCGCCACUCUAAAAAGAUCCAAGACCCUGCUCCAAUGCUGCGGUGGACACAGUUCUGUCUUCUAGUCGCUCCAGAAGUCGCCACAUUUUGGAACAUACGGAAGCAACUACUACAGCAUGGCAGUUUGUUAGUAGAUGCUGAUCUCCAUCUCACUCGCCUUGUGUUAUCUCGAAAGCCAAAGUGUAUGGAAGUAUUUCAGCACCGCAAGUGGCUUUUCCAUCACAUUUUAGCUCCUUGUCCACCUCUGUCAUCCCCGUCUUGUGCUAGUGACCACCACAAUGGCAGUGGGCCUGAUGAGGAGCCAAACCGCAGGUUCUUACUUGGGGAGCUGGAAAUAUGUAGGUGGACAGCUGACAAACACCAGAAUAACUAUCAUGCCUGGAACCACAGGUUAUGGGUACUGCAGCAGCUAGCUGAGCGACCUCCUGGCCUGGCUGAAGUGUGUUGUGCUGAGUAUGAGGCAUGUCACCGCUGGGUGAGGACACAUGUCAGCGAGCAUAGCGGUCUCCACUACAUGCAGCAACUCUUGGCUACCCUGGUCACCUUGGUGGCUGAGGGAGUUCUUCCUACCUUGGCUGAAGCUGUGCCAUCAGCUACAUCGCCUAAAGACUUAUACUGUACUGAGCUAGAGUUCAAUCGCAGCUUGAUAGAGCAGUAUCCAGGUCAUGAGGCACUGUUCUGCCAUCGGAGAGUGCUGCUACAGCAGCUACAGGAUAUCCUGCUGCAUGCUGCACCAGUGCAUCGCACAGCUUCUCCACCACCUCCAGCCCUCAAACGUUCAUGUGUAGAGACAGUGAAUGGUGAAUGGAGCACUGCUCUGCUCAGUGAGAGGGACCUGGUGAACAAAUGUCUACAAACUGAUUCGUACCAGAAAACCCUUGGGGAGCGACACGCUCACUGGCUCAGCAAUGUGCUGGCUGUCUAG